Messenger RNA from Aaosphaeria arxii CBS 175.79, 1075 nucleotides. RefSeq names its product Ribulose-phosphate 3-epimerase. The coding region runs from base 218 to 976 and encodes 252 amino acids. The record is from RefSeq and is a predicted model, not a curated record. The transcript has 4 exons. Gene Ontology annotation, molecular function: metal ion binding; D-ribulose-phosphate 3-epimerase activity. Gene Ontology annotation, cellular component: cytosol. NCBI's taxonomy places the organism in Eukaryota, Fungi, Ascomycota, Dothideomycetes, Pleosporales. Gene Ontology annotation, biological process: pentose-phosphate shunt; carbohydrate metabolic process; pentose-phosphate shunt, non-oxidative branch.
CACCAACAAAAAAAGAGUCUUAACAGCGUUACGCUGAACACCACGAAGCCUCGUACAUUGUCAAGUCGCAUCGCAAUAUUCGCCCCCUAAUCCGAGCUCACCCAACGCCAUCAAUCUUUCCGCUGCGUUGGUCAAUCCUCCGCCUCCGCCUCCGCCCGCAUCCCCAUAUCUCCAUAAUCUAAGGGCCCAGCAGAGCUGUCCUACUCUCAUCGCAGCCAUGUCUCCCCCAGCCAUCAUCGCUCCCUCGAUCCUCUCUGCUGAUUUCGCAGAGCUGGGCAGGGCCUGUUCGCACACCAUUGGCCAGGGCGCUGACUGGCUUCAUGUCGACAUCAUGGAUGGUCACUUUGUGCCCAACAUGACCUUUGGCGCUCCAGUUGUGACCAAGAUCCGAUCUCAUGUCAAUCCACCCACAGAGGCAUAUGGAAAGGGUACUUUCGACUGCCAUAUGAUGAUUGCAGAGCCUAAACGAUGGGUUCAAGACUUCAAGAAAGCCGGCUGUGACCUCUACUGCUUCCACUACGAGGCCGCCGUAAACUCGACCGCCGCAGUUACUCCCUCGGGCACUUCUGACGAGAAGACUUCCCCAAAAGAGCUCAUUCGUUACAUCCAUGAGAGCGGUAUGCAGGCUGGCAUUGCUAUAAAACCAAGCACAUCAGUAGACGUCUUAUGGGAGAUUCUGGAGAACCCUGUGAAGGAAGAGGUCCCAGAUAUGGUCCUUAUCAUGACAGUAGAACCCGGCUUCGGUGGCCAAUCAUUCAUGGCAUCCGAACUACCCAAGGUCACCGCAUUGCGCAAGAAAUACCCUGAGUUGCACAUCGAGGUAGACGGUGGUCUGUCCGAAAAGACUAUUGACCAAGCAGCAGACGCCGGAGCCAACGUCAUUGUAGCUGGAAGCGCUGUCUUCGGCGCUGCAGACCCAGGAGAAGUCAUCCUGAAAUUGCGGGAGGCAGUGAAUGCACGUAGGGGGAAGCUCUAGACGUCUAAUAGUGUCUGCAAAAAUUGAUCAUCGAAGAAAUGAAACAAACAUUUAAAUGAGUUUAUAAUAGAUAGGAUAGACAAACGAUGCAUAGCGGUU